Molecule: messenger RNA, 4575 nt
Organism: Glossina fuscipes
Lineage: Eukaryota; Metazoa; Arthropoda; Insecta; Diptera; Glossinidae
Product: zinc finger protein 521
Exons: 2
Coding region: 343-4236 (1297 amino acids)
Source: RefSeq, a predicted model, not a curated record
GUAAACAAAUGUUAAAUUUAAGUGUUUUAAUCAAAUAUUCUUUUCAUUAACGCAACGAUAAGAAGCAUCGGGAUUAAUUGCAUUUCAAAAAAGAAAUGCGACCUAAAAAAUAUUGAAAGUCUAAUGAAGACUAAUAAAUUAUUAUAAAGCAGCGAAUGUAACACACAAAGAGAAAGAAUCUCCGAAGAAAAAAAAAAAGAAAAAAAAAGUCAAAAGCGUAAAAGUAGAUACAAGUUACAAUAGCGGGACUAAAAAGCUGAGAGGGUCGGGUCGGCGUCAAGAUAACUGGAUUUAGGUUUCCAUCAAUUUUGUGUGUAUGUAUGAUAUUUCGCAAGCAAUACAAUGGAUGAACUCGAACCUUGGCAUCUUUUUACCAAUGAUUUUAUGCCCGACGUAUCGAAUAAUGCGAAUCAAGAACAAAAUUCUUUAAAUUCAUAUAACGAUUCAACACCCAAUAUACGAAAUAUGCAGGUAAAAGAAGAGCCUGUAGAACCCUUAGAAAUUAUUAAUGAUGAUCAAAGCUCCUCCUAUGGUUACAUGAAUCAUUCAUCAUUUAGUAAUACUCAAUGCCAACAAUAUGAGCGUUGCGACGAUGAUAAUACAAUAUUUGAUUUUGGACUUGAUGCGUCUUCAGGCGGCAAAGAUUCGACUGUUAAAACCUCUUCCACUGAUUUUAAGCCUUUGUCUGCCGAAGAUCAAUAUUAUCAUUCGCUAAUUAAGUUUGAAGAUGCAAUUGUUUACAUAUGCCCCGCUUGCGGUCAAGAAUUCAAAGCCCAAGAGUUAUGGAAACGUCAUUUAAAUGUUAUCCAUCGUUACAAUACGCGCAAUGGCUUAAAUUUUAUGCAGUUAGAUAAAUUAUAUCAUCAAUGUAUGGAGUGUAAUAAACGUAUCGCAAUGCAUAGCAUGGAAAAUUUGCUGAAACACAAGUUUACUCAUCUGCCGUAUAGAUGCAGUAAAUGUAGUAUUUGCCAACGUCAGUACAAGUAUCGCCAAGAUUUAAUGGUGCACAUACGGAUGAUGCAUCGGGACGACUUAUUGGCCGCUAUCAAAGCUGAACAUCAAAAUAAACCGAAAACGAGUUUAGCUGUUAAACCUGAAAAUAACAGCAAUAACAAUAGUAAACCAUGUCUUACUAUUGGCGAUGUUAAAGAGAAUGCUUUCGAAAUUUUCGACAAUACUGCGGAUAAUAAUAUCGAAGUGAAAAAUGAGUUUAUAGACCCUAAUGAGAUUGACGACGACCAGGUCUCGGUCAGUAAAAAACCGGCAGCUAAAUCAUCAACAUCUUCUUUAGCCGCUCUAUUGGACGAGGGUUCUUCGAAUGGAUCAACUGCUGAAGAAAGACCGCUAAAUAAAACAAGUGUCAAUGUCGAUGAUGAUUCCUUGGAGGAAUACAUUUUGUUUUUAUGCCCUCAAUGCGGCACAGAGUGUGAAACUCAAGCACAGUGGCGUCAGCAUAUUGAAUUUGUGCAUGACUUUGGCUCUUACAAAGCCUUAAACUUUAAAGAACAAAAUUCUCAAGCCCACUGUCUAGAAUGCAAUCAGAUCAUCCCCUCCAUUGCUUUACGUAGUUUGCAAGCGCAUAAAUUCACUCAUUUACCGCACAAAGAGUGGUUGACGUGUAAAUUAUGUUUUGCAUCGUUUUCCAUGCAAAAAGAUAUAACCAAGCACUUGGACGAUAAGCAUCAUUUACACGGAGAAAAUGCAAAGUGCACAAACGUUACAACUAAUGCCGUUUCCAUGCAAAACGAAGAAGACAGUCAAGAUUUCGAAGAUUAUGAUAGUGGUAUGGGUGCAGCGGAUGUUAAAGAAAUUCAACGGUCGAAAAGUGACGAACGUGAUGCUUUCGAGCAACAUAUUGAUUAUUUGUGCCCUCAGUGUGGUAAAGAGUACAACGAUAAAAAAUUAUGGCGUAAACAUAUAGCGGACGUUCAUCAGUUGGCUGAUUUAGAGAAAUUAAACUUUGAAGUUCUGAAUGAUCGCCAAUUACGAUGUCGCGAAUGCGACAAGAUUAUAACCAAUGCUUAUGGCAUACAAAAUGCUCAACAGCAUCGCAUCACUCAUAUGAGAUUCAAAUCAUUUGCUCGAUGCCGUUUAUGCCGGAAAGCGUACACUGAUCGCAAAGGUUUGAUUAAACAUUUGCGUAGUUCACAUCGCGUUGGUAUGAGAGGCGUACCUAUACGCAUGCUAUCACCAUCACCUAUGGCAGUGGCAAACAGUAGUGUCAUGCGUUGGGGUUCGAAACUGAAAUCGUAUCAUAAAUCGUAUGGGCAAAAAGAAGUCGUCCGUUUAGGUGAAUGUACCUAUGAAAUACAUUAUUUGGACGAAGAUGAUGAAGAGUUGGCCAACGCUGACGAGGAAUUUGGUGAGAAUGCGGAUAAACAAUUUUCACCUAAUAAUCAUCAAUUAGAGCAAAUGACAAGACACAGGUGUGUCGAUUGUGGCUCGCAAUUCUCGACGCAAAAUGCUUUGCAAAAUCACAUUAAAAAUGAGCAUGACUUCAUGGAGUACGACAAUUCACCUGGUGACGAUAAGCCCCAAACGGUCGCGUCAACAGCUGCUAACGACGAUGAUCAAUCAAACGAUACCGAUGCCGAUUUACUUGUGCCAACUGGUGAUGUCGAUAUACAACCCGAGGAAAAUACCAGUAUUGAAAUUAAUUUCAUUUAUUUAUGCCCGCAGUGCGGUGAAGAGUUUCGCACUCAAGCUUUAUGGCGUCGUCACAUCAAUGUCGAGCAUAAUUUUGAUAAACGUGAAUAUCUCGGCUUUCGUCCAGUUGACAGAUUUCGUUAUCAAUGCAAAGUUUGCAAAGAUACCGUACAAAGUUCUAAACUGAAGGGCUUGCAGGAUCAUAAAUUCCGUCAUUGCCCCUAUAAAUUAUAUUUGAAAUGUCUGUUAUGCAGCACUAGCUAUAAUCACAAACCCAAUAUGUUAACGCAUUUACGACAGCGACACAAUAUUAUUGAGGCCUACGAAUUUGGUGCAAAUAGCCAAAGUGGUAACAGCUCGAAUGUUGGUUACGAAGAGCUUAGUUCCUCAUCAUCGUCGAAGAUUGGUCGAAAGGUCAAUGAAAACAGUAGUGCGAAUAAUAACGGCUCUCGUCCGCCGGGUUUAAGGACCGUAGAGGAUGUUAUUUCAUUUCAUAAUGCAGUCGAUCACGAUACCAUCACAUAUUAUUGCCCAUCAUGUUAUGAAAAUUUUGAAUCGCACGUCUAUUGGCGUAAACAUAUUGUUGAGGUGCACAAUCUUAACAGUCGAGAAGGUCUGAAUUUCCGCCAGCUAGAUGAACAUCACUAUAUAUGUUUGCAAUGUUAUAAGCGUGUAACUGUUACCCAUACAAAGGGGGCCAUUGGCCAAUUGCAGUCCCACAAAUUCCGGCAUUUGCCCUACAAAUCAUUCCGUUGCACUGCCUGCCAGGGGGAAUUUGUUCGCAAACAAAUGUUCUUUAAGCACUUGGAUAAAAACACCAAUAAGUGCAAUGGCAUUAAUCCAAAUGAAAAUGCUUCCGAUGAGUUUUCGAGUAGCAAGGCGCAAGAUAGCAGUCAACAUCAUUCCGAUCAGUUUGAUGAUGAUUUGGAUUUGAGUGGCGCUUUAGUUCAGCGUAAUGGCGCUGAUUUUGGUAAUAGCAAUAUGUCGUGGCCGUCACGCGAUACUGGGGGGGCUGGGAGCAGCAGCAGCGCUAACUCAUAUAGCGAUACGGUUAGUUGCUUCACCAUAAAUUGUCCACAGUGUGGCAUUAAAUUCGAUACAACGCAAACUUGGCGCGAACACAUUAACAUUGAGCAUCAACUUAACAAUCGUACAGUACUAAAUUUCAAAAGAAUCUCACCCAAGCUACAUCAAUGCUUGGAGUGCAAAGAGCAUGUUAAUGGUCGCAAAUUGCGUGACUUACAAGUACACAAAUUUAAACAUUUACCGCAUGGCGCGUAUAUACAUUGUCGUUACUGUUCGAUGGCCUAUUUCCAUAUAAGCAACAUGCAGGAGCAUUUGAAAAAUAAACAUCCGCACAUGUUAAAUAAAAUGUCUUCGACUGAUACGCGCCGUUACGAAGAUGAAAACAUCAUGAUAGAGGGCGAGGACGAAGAAGAUGGAGAUGAAAAUCCCGAAAUGGAUGAAGAAGAGGGCGAAAUAUUGUAUGGUGAAGAAAUUGAUCCUGCCGAUCUAUUAGAAGCCGAAGCCGAAAUUGAAGAGGUCGAUCCUGAUGCCGCUGAAUCGGAAGAACAAUAUCUAUUGGGCUAAUUUUAUUCAAAUUGAUAUAAUGUACGUUAUACGCGGCUUUUAUGAUUUUAUUUCAUUAAUAUAAUUAUUAUUAUUCUUAUUAAUAUUAUUUAAAAAAGAUUUUUUUGUUCUUAAUGCACCUUUUAUUUUUUUAAUCAUCUUGUCCCAAGUAGAAAUUUGUUCAAACUUUGUAUAUUUUAUUAUUGAAUCCCCUAUUUCUAUCUAUUGUCGUAUAAACCAUUAAGAACUUCUACACAUUAUAGUAUCACGUUUCGUCUCAUUCCCAUACACAGAUGAUAAAGAUGUUUUGAUCCCUAUACUAAUAGAUUUAUGUUCAACAUCAAUAUUGUCAGCAUUAUC